Molecule: messenger RNA, 2193 nt
Organism: Hevea brasiliensis (rubber tree)
Lineage: Eukaryota; Viridiplantae; Streptophyta; Magnoliopsida; Malpighiales; Euphorbiaceae
Exons: 2
Coding region: 336-1103 (255 amino acids)
Biological process (GO): methylation
Cellular component (GO): eRF1 methyltransferase complex
Molecular function (GO): protein methyltransferase activity; S-adenosylmethionine-dependent methyltransferase activity; nucleic acid binding
Source: RefSeq, a predicted model, not a curated record
AACUGCAGUGUUUUGAUCUUUUGUGCUGCGUUUGGUUUUCCUCAGAAUCCAAGGGGCAGAGAAGAGUUCAGAACUCGAAAAUACAAAUCCCUAACCCAUUUCUUCCUCCAAUUUGUUGCUGCCAGAGACUCUCCUUCCCGUCGAUCAUUGACUGUCAAAGCUUUUACUGUGUUUCACUUUUGACUUCGAAUCGGCCAGUGUUCACGGUCGAAGCCAAGAGUCAGAGUGUUCACUGUGUAUUGUCGACUGCCAGAAGCUCCAUUGUCGAAGCCAAGAACCAGAUUUCACAGAAGCCAAAGCAGAAGGUCUAUUGGUAGUCUGCUGGCAUAUGCAAGAUGUACUCCAGAAUAGCACAAAUUCGCCUUGUGAGUUCACAUCAUGAGGUUUAUGAGCCAUGUGAUGAUUCAUUUGCAUUAGUUGAUGCACUUCUAGCUGAUCAAACUAACCUUUUGGAGCAUAAUCCUAGAUUAUGUGUGGAAGUGGGUUGUGGUAGUGGUUAUGUUAUUACCUCUCUUGCUCUUAUGCUCAGGCAGCGUGUUCCUGGGGUCUACUAUAUAGCCACUGACCUCAACCCUCAUGCAAUUAGUGUAACGCAUGAGACACUGGAAGCACAUGGUGUUCAUGCAGAGUUGAUACACACUGACAUUGUGUCUGGACUGGAAAAGCGACUGGCAGGGAUGGUAGAUGUGAUGGUUGUGAACCCACCUUAUGUCCCAACACCUGAUGAUGAAGUGGGUUGUGACGGAAUUACUUCUGCUUGGGCUGGAGGGGAGAAUGGUCGGAGAGUUAUCGACAGGAUAUUGCCCAUUGCGGAUGUUCUUUUGUCUGACAGAGGCUGGUUAUACAUGGUCACUCUUGCAGCAAAUGAUCCUUCACAGAUAUGCCGUCUAAUGAGAAAGAAGGGUUAUGCUUCUAGAAUUGUCGUCCAGAGAUCAACAGAAGAAGAGAGUCUUCUUGUCAUCAAGUUCUGGCGGGAUCCUGACACUCAAUUGGAUGCAAAGAAAACCAUAACAAACAAAACAAUUCCUGAAAGGGUCGUGGAGUCACUGUUUUCGCAGUUUUGUCAAUUGCCAUUCUCGAGAAAUGGUGGUAGCAACAGCUGAUCAAUGAGAAGGUAAAGUUCAUGCCUUUGCCUCUUGUUUGGUCAUUAUUUCUGUUUCGUUUAUAUAUUUUCAUGUUGUUCCUUGGGAUGUUUGCGUUCUAUGCUCCCUCAUUAUUUGCUGCCAAUAUGUUGUAUUCAUAUUUUUAUUGAAAGCAGCAUCAAUUUACUCUCGCUGUUCCAUAUGAAUGUCUCUCACCAGCCUCUACCUCCCCCUUUCUCCUAUUUCUGUAUCCUCAUUCUUUCACUUUGUGGUCACGGUUGCACGAGUUUAAUGCUUUUGGCCGGCCAUAAAAAAGAAUGUAAAAAGUGGAUAGAGGAAACAGAGCAUACCUCAACUGAUAUCUGAGCUGUUCUAUUAGUCUUUUAUUUUCCUAUCUUUAGUACUAAUCCAUUUUUUUUCUCAGAUCUUUUAUCUAUCAGUAGGUUCGAACUUAUCUGUCCCCGAUAAUAACCUUACAUUUCACAGGACAUAUUUGCAUGUAUGGGUAUUGUAGAACAAGUCUAGACCUUCCUUCUAGCAAGUCUUAAAGAACAUGGAUCUCAAUCUUUUGAAUUAUGACUUCAUCUACAACUUGAAGGAGAGUCUCCUUGUACAUGACAUGAAGUUCAACUUAUUUGUUGAUUUUGGAUGUAUUAGUUGUUUGGUUCUAAACCACUUCUUUGAAUAUCUCGGAAAUCCAAUUCAUAACAUUGUACUUGAAACAUUAUUGACGACUUUCAAAUAUCAAUUACCUUACUAUCAAGACAUUUAUUGUCUUGCAUUGUCUGAAAAUUUUCUUGCUGAUGGUCCUUCAGUCUUCAUAAAAGCAUGUAGGCAAAGUUAAGUUAGAGCACAGCAGAAAGCACCGGCAGGUCAUAGUUGUUUAUGAUCUGGAAUCAGAUUGGUUUCAGAUGUAGUGAUGAGUCGACAUUCAUAUAUUCAUCGAAGCCCUAUGCAUGCUUCAACUAGACGUGGAGUUUCAGUGUAAAGGAUGAUCAACAAUCUUGUGUAAGAUGAGGCCAUUUUUAUGUUCAGAUUUUGUUUGGCUUAGGCCAGAUAAUGAUUGUGUACGUAAUGCGAGUUCUCCAUGAGUGAGGGUUUUUUCUCUCUC